AGUUAAUUUACAGAUGAGGAUUUUAAGACAGGGAAAAGGUGAAUAAUUUGCUCAUGAUCGGACAUGUGGGUUAUGGCAGCGCUGGGGACAGAAUCUGCGUGCAUGAUUAUACUACUGUGACUGCCCGCUUUUAGAUCCUUUUCUAUUUUUGCUGUUGUUGUUGCUGUUAACUUGUUUUGGUUAAGCUAUCAGUAAAAAGCUUUUAAAGAUCCAAGUCAAAACCCAUCAGAAGCCAAAUGCUUUUGCCCCUCCGGUGAAGGACUGGGCAUUUUGUAUUUGAAUCCUGCGUGGCGGGAAGCUGAAGGCAGGUGUCGCAAGGGGCGGGGAGGAGCGGCCAGGCCCCGCCAGCCAAUCAGGGUGGGCGGGGGCCUCCCUUCCCCCCUCCGAAGACCACGCGCCAAAAUUCCAAACAGACCUCUCUCCGCUACCCGCCGUCUCCCUCCGCCGAGUUUAGUGAGCCGGAACUAUAAGAGAAAAAGAAGCCAGCGUUCUCCCACCACUGUCCGCUCGGGUCCUGAACAUUGUGGGAGCGGGUUCUCCUCAACUGUGGCCCGACGUUCCUGCUUAUAGACGGCAGGAAAGUUUCGAGCCCACAGUUGGAGGGUGCCGGCGUGCGCGGGACAGGUGCGGAGGGAUUCUGGGCGCGCGCGCUGCGGUCGCUGGCUCUGAGAUUGUGGCGCCAGAAUUCGGAGCGCGGAAGAGCCGGGCGGUUGUUGCUGCGUGGACCUCGCUCUGGUCUCCCGCAGCGGACGCCCGGGGCAGGAGGCAGAGGAGAUGGUAGUUCUCCGCAGCAGCCUGGAGCUGCACAGCCAUUCCGCCGCCUUGACCACGGACUCCCUGGACCUGCCCAGCAAGUUCUUCAACCUGGCGCAGAUCGGCCGGAGGAAGCUCCGCUCGGCCGGCCCAGCUGAGCGGUCUGCGGCUUCCGCGGGCGCCGCGGGCGCUGGGUCUUCAGUUAAGGAAUCCAAAACCUACCACCAGACACGUGCUUCAAGAUCUUUGAGAAAAAAUGCACAGAAUUCUUCAGAUUCUAGUUUUGAUAAAAAUAUGGAAAUAACGGAGAAACAUGCUAAUGGCAGGCAUUUUACAAGGCAGUUGGCUAGACAGCAGGCUAAUACAAAAAAAGAAGAGUGCAAAGAUGACAAAGUGAUUCCAGUUACUCGAUCACUGAGGACUAGAGACAUUGUUCAAACUACAGAACACUUGCACGAAGAGAAUGGUGAUGUUGAAGUUCGCCGAAGUUGUAGGAUUAGAAGUCGUUAUGGCAGUGUGAACCAGUCUGUGCUAUUUGACAAACUUAUAACAAACACUGCUGAAGCUGUACUUCAAAAAAUGGAUGACAUGAAGAAGAUGCGUAGACAGCGAAUGAGAAAACUUGAAGACUUGGGAGUGUUUAAUGAAACAGAGGAAGGGAAUCUUAAUAUGUACACAAAGGGAAAACAAAAAGGUAUUCAAAGACCUGAUGAAGAAACAACUGAUAACCAAGAAGGCAGUGCAGAGUCAUCUGAAGAGGGUGAAGACCAAGAAGAUGAAGAAGAUGACGAUGAUGACGAUGAAGAAGAUGGAGAAGAAGAUAAUCAGAAACGAUAUUAUCUUAGACAAAGAAAAGCUACUGUUUACUACCAGGCUCCAUUGGAAAAACCUCGUCACCAGAGAAAACCCAAUAUAUUUUAUAGCAGCCCAGCUUCUCCAACAAGACCAAGAUAUCGAUUAUCUUCUGCGGGACCAAGAAGUCCUUACUGUAAACGAAUGAACAGGCGAAGGCAUGCAAUCCAUAGUAGUGACUCUACUUCAUCUUCGUCUUCUGAAGAUGAACACUUUGAGAGACGACGAAAAAGGAGCCGUAAUAGAGCUAUCAGCAGAAACAGAUGCCUCCCACUAAAUUUUCGGAAAGAUGAAUUAAAAGGAAUUUAUAAAGACAGAAUGAAAAUUGGAGUGAGCCUUGCUGAUGUUGAUCCAAUGCAGCUAGAUUCUUCAGUACGAUUUGAUAGUAUUGGUGGCCUGUCUAAUCAUAUUGCAGCUCUAAAAGAGAUGGUGGUGUUUCCAUUACUUUAUCCAGAAGUCUUUGAAAAAUUCAAAAUUCAACCUCCAAGAGGUUGUUUGUUUUAUGGUCCACCUGGAACUGGAAAAACUCUGGUUGCUAGAGCACUUGCCAAUGAGUGCAGUCAAGGGGAUAAGAGAGUAGCAUUUUUCAUGAGGAAAGGUGCCGAUUGUCUGAGUAAAUGGGUAGGAGAGUCUGAAAGACAGCUACGAUUGCUAUUUGAUCAGGCUUAUCAGAUGCGCCCAUCAAUUAUUUUCUUUGAUGAAAUCGAUGGUUUGGCUCCAGUACGAUCAAGCAGGCAAGACCAAAUUCACAGUUCUAUUGUUUCCACCCUGCUAGCUAUUAUGGAUGGAUUGGACAGCAGAGGAGAAAUCGUGGUCAUUGGUGCUACCAACAGACUGGAUUCUAUUGAUCCUGCUUUACGAAGGCCUGGUCGCUUUGACAGAGAAUUCCUUUUCAGCCUACCUGAUAAAGAUGCUAGAAAAGAAAUUCUAAAGAUUCACACAAGGGAUUGGAAUCCUAAACCACUGGACAUAUUUCUAGAAGAACUAGCAGAAAACUCUGUUGGAUACUGUGGUGCAGAUAUUAAGUCAAUAUGCUCUGAGGCUGUUUUAUGUGCUCUACGUCGACGCUACCCACAAAUCUAUACCACUAGUGAGAAACUACAGUUGGAUCUCUCUUCAAUUAAUAUCUCAGCUAAGGAUUUUGAGAUAGCUAUGCAAAAGAUGAUACCAGCAUCCCAAAGAGCUGUGACAUCUCCUGGGCAGGCGCUGUCCACUGUUGUGAAACCACUCCUGCAAAGCACUGUUCAGAAGAUCUUAGAAGCCCUGCAGAGAGUAUUUCCACAUGCAGAAAUUAGAACAAAUAAAGCAUUUGACUCAGAUAUUUCAUGUCCCCUACUAGAAAGUGAUUUGGCAUACAGUGAUGAUGAUAUUCCAUCAGUAUAUGAAAAUGGGCUUUCUCAGAAAUCCUUUAAUAAGGCAAAAGAAAAUUUUAAUUUUCUUCAUUUGAAUAGAAAUGCUUGUUAUCAACCUAUGUCUUUUCGACCAAGAAUACUGAUAGUGGGAGAACCAGGAUUUGGGCAAGGUUCUCAUUUGGCACCAGCUGUCAUCCAUGCUUUGGAAAAAUUUGCAGUGUAUACAUUAGACAUUCCUGUUCUUUUUGGAGUCAGUGCUACAUCUCCUGAAGAAACAUGUGCCCAGAUGAUUCGUGAAGCUAAGAGAACAGCACCAAGUAUACUGUAUGUUCCUCAUAUCCACUUGUGGUGGGAAAUAGUUGGACCAACACUCAAAGCAACAUUUACCACAUUGUUACAGAAUAUUCCUUCAUUUGCUCCAGUUUUACUACUUGCAACUUCUGACAAACCCCAUCCUGCUCUACCAGAAGAGGUGCAAGAAUUAUUUAUUCAUGAUUAUGGAGAAAUUUUUAAUGUCCAGUUACCUGGUAAAGAAGAAAGGACAAAAUUUUUUGAAGAUUUAAUUCUUAAGCAAGCUGCUAAGCCUCCUAUAUCAAAAAAGAAAGCAGUUUUGCAGGCCUUGGAGGUACUCCCUGUAGCACCACCACCUGAGCCAAGACAGUUGACAGCAGAAGAAUUGAAACGACUGGAAGAGCAAGAAGAAGAUACAUUUAGAGAACUGAGGAUUUUCUUAAGAAGUGUUACACAUAGGCUUGCUAUUGACAAGCGAUUCAGAGUAUUUACUAAACCUGUUGACCUUGAUGAGGUUCCUGAUUAUGUCACUGUAAUAAAGCAACCAAUGGACCUUUCAUCUGUAAUAAGUAAAAUUGAUCUCCACAAGUAUCUGACUGUAAAAGACUAUUUGAGUGAUAUUGAUCUAAUCUGCAGUAAUGCUUUAGAGUACAAUCCAGAUAGAGAUCCUGGAGAUCGUCUGAUUAGGCAUAGAGCCUGUGCUUUAAGAGAUACUGCCUAUGCAAUAAUUAAAGAAGAACUUGAUGAAGACUUUGAACAGCUUUGUGAACAAAUUCAGGAAUCCAGGAAGAAGAGAGGUUGUAGUUCCUCCAAAUAUGCCCCAUCUUACUACCAUGUGAUGUCAAAGCAAAAUUCCACUCCUACUGGUGAUAAAAGAUCAGAUCCAGAGCAGAAUGAAAAAGUAAAGACUCCAAGUACUCCUGUGGCUUGUAGCACUCCUGCUCAGUUAAAGAGAAAAAUCCGCAAAAAGUCAAAGUGGUACAUAGGUACCUUAAUGAAACGAAGGAGGAUUUCACAGGCAAAAGAUGAUAGCCAAAAUGUAGCUUAUGACAAACUUGAGAGUGAUACAGAGGAGAACCAAGACACAAGUGUAGACCACAAUGAGACCAGAAAUACAGGAGAGUCUUCAGUGGAAGAAAAUGAGAAGCAGCAAAAUACCUCUGAAAGCCAAACAGAAUUGGGAAAUAAUAAUUCAAGUGUUGAGAAUAAACUUGAAGAAUCCAGAAAGACUACAGCAUGUACAGAAUUGAGGAAAGAUAAGAUUGCUUGCAAUGGAGAUGCUUCUAGCUCCCAGAUAAUAGAUACUUCUGAUGAAAAUGAAGCAAAAGAAAUGUGUGUUCUGCGACUGACCCGAGCACGACGUUCCCAAGUAGAGCAGCAGCAGCUCAUCAGUGUUGAAAAGGCUCUGGCAGUUCUUUCUCAGCCUGUGCCCUCACUUACUGUGGACCAUGAGCGGUUAGAUAAUCUUUUGAAGACUGUUGUUAAAAAAAGUCAAGAAUACAAUAUUUUUCAGUUGGAGAAUUUGUAUGCAAUAAUCAGCCAGUGUAUUUAUCAGCAUCGCAAGGACUAUGACAAAACAACACUUAUUCAGAAAAUCGAGCAAGAGGUAGAAAACUUCAGUUGUUCCAGAUCAUGAUGUCAUGGUAUCAAACAUUCUUUAUAUUCAGUUCUUAUUUAAUUAACCUUUGUCAUGACUUCACAUAACAGAUGCAGGAUUAAAUCCUGCAUUUUUAAGGAAAAGAUUAAAAUAGUAAAUAAAAAUAUUUAAACUUUCCAGUAUUUAUAUACAUGUGUAAGGUAGUUACAGAGGUAACUGAUAAAUAUUGGAAGUUUGAUUGAAUAAGACAUUUUAGUAACAGUAGUUCUGUGUAUACAUAUCAAUAGUUGAAGUGUGGCCAACUCUUAUUAAAGUUAUUUUGAUAACAUUUUUGGCACUUAAGAGUAAUCAGUGACUUUGAAAUUUUUUAUUUUAAGCACUUUUAAUUUUUUUCCUUCUUAAAAUAGUUUAUUGUAUCAGGCUAGAAACUUAAUCAUAGUGUCUUUGCCAUACUCUAUUUGUCUUUGUUUUCUUCAAUGCCUUUUGCCUGUCCAUUCACUUAAAAAACCAGUGUUUAAGUCAUGAUUUGCAAGGACACUUGAACAACUUCUGUCUGCAUAAUUCUGUACUUUCAUGUCAAAAUGAAUGCAUUUUAGGUAAACAUUUUUUAUAAUUCUAAUUAAGGUUAAUAAGUUUUAAAAUAUUUUUUGUUUACUUUUAUGAUUAUAACAGUAUAUUAAGAACUACCUUGUUAAGCAUUUUUAAUAGCACAAAGUUCAUAUUUGAAAACUAUCCAAAAUUUAUGUUUUGGUUAUAUUCUAUAUUUUUAUAUACAAUUAUGUAAAUACAAAUAUUAUAAACUUUAUAUUAGUGAUACCAAAAAUACAUUUAUUUCUUAAAGCAAUAAAGCACCACUCACUGCCAUGCAUUAAUUUUUUUCUUAAGAAGACAUUCUAAUAUUAGUUUGUAAAAAAAACUUCUCUUGGAAACUUCUUUCAAGAGGAAUGGGGGAUAAUCUCAUAUGAGAGAUUCUGUAUUCUAAUAUACUUUCAAAAUGGAGCUGCCUUUUGUUGUUGAUUUAUCUGGAUAUUGUGUUUAAAGCCUUCUAAAGCCUUGUAAUUCAGAUACUUUAAUUAGUAGAUACUGUUCUAUGUAGUGCAUAAAGCAAUGCCAGUCACUGAAAACAUUUAAGUCACUUACAUACACACAUAUGAACUCAUUCUUAUUGAAGUGUAUUAUAACUUAUUCCAGAUGCAUCUUUUAUAAUUAGGAUUUCAUUUUGUAUGUAUAGCUUUGGUAAUAAAUUUUAAAGGUAAAAAUUC
Molecule: messenger RNA, 6107 nt
Organism: Manis pentadactyla (Chinese pangolin)
Lineage: Eukaryota; Metazoa; Chordata; Mammalia; Pholidota; Manidae
Gene: ATAD2
Product: ATPase family AAA domain containing 2
Exons: 28
Coding region: 775-4884 (1369 amino acids)
Biological process (GO): positive regulation of transcription by RNA polymerase II
Cellular component (GO): nucleus
Molecular function (GO): histone binding; ATP binding; ATP hydrolysis activity
Source: RefSeq, a predicted model, not a curated record